Molecule: messenger RNA, 331 nt
Organism: Periconia digitata
Lineage: Eukaryota; Fungi; Ascomycota; Dothideomycetes; Pleosporales; Periconiaceae
Source: the annotation of a GenBank genome assembly
UAUGUUCUUGUGUUACGACUAUACCCAUGGUAGAAGCAAACAUUUGAAUGUACACCACCCCUGCCAAGAGAGACAUGCAGCGUCAUUGGUACCACGGAUGUAUCACUGCACAUACACAUGGACUUUGUACCUCAGUCACUGUUUGGAAUGGCAAGAAGCGCGACACAUGAACGGCCAUCUUACUAGCGUUGGUGGUGGCACAUACAACACCAUUGAGCAGACGGGGAUGAACGACACUGCAGCUGCUGCAGCAUCAUUCAUCGUCAUCAUCAUGCAUGGCCGCUCACAAUUUCCUUAUAGUACGCAACAAUGCGCAAUGGCGUUGCAAUGA